GUUGCUGCGUUUAGCGUUCAUGUUCAAUUAUCAGUAUUCAGUACCGGGAUGAUAGCCGGUGAGGCGGCGGCGUUAUGUGUUUUUAGUGACUUACGAUACGCGCGCCGCCUCUGCGUGAAUUUCUGUAAUUUUGUAAAUAAUUUUAUACAUUUACAACAGUUGUGCUAUGUUAUAUCUGGUGGACUUAAUUUAUGUUUAGGAGUUAAAAAAAUAUUUAUAGGAGUGCUUCGUUAUUAUACAAUUUUUAUACAAACGACAAUUACAUGAGUGAAUUUGUUAAUAAUUCAUAUUAAUAUUUAAAAUAAUUCUUGGAUUGUUAAAAAAAACAAUACAAGGUGAAAAAAUAUCAAACGCUAUAAAGUGCUAGUAUGUUGUGCCGUGGUUAAUUAACGAAUUCAAUCGGUUAAUGUUGUAAUUUUCCUAAAUAGACUGUGAAAGUACGAAUUUUGAUGAUUUCAAAAUCGGCAAUGGCGGAACGGGAACGACCCGCAAAAACCCCCAUCAGGGUGGGAUUUUAUGACAUAGAGAGAACUAUUGGCAAGGGUAAUUUUGCCGUCGUUAAAUUAGCACGACAUCGAAUAACGAAGACUGAGGUAGCAAUUAAGAUAAUAGAUAAAUCACAACUAGAUGCCAGCAAUCUUCAAAAAGUCUACAGAGAAGUGGAUAUUAUGAAACGGCUGGACCAUCCUCAUAUUAUUAAGCUGUAUCAGGUCAUGGAAACGAAGAACAUGAUAUACAUAGUCUCAGAGUACGCGAGCAAGGGAGAAAUCUUCGAUUACAUCGCGAGGUAUGGCCGAAUGGCAGAGCAAGCGGCAAGAAGAAAGUUUUGGCAAAUUCUGUCGGCGGUGGAAUAUUGUCACGAGAGGCGGAUUGUACAUAGAGACCUCAAAGCGGAGAAUUUGCUGUUGGAUGCAAACAUGAACAUAAAGAUAGCAGAUUUUGGGUUCAGUAACUACUAUGCCCAGGGAGAACUACUUGCUACCUGGUGCGGUUCCCCGCCCUAUGCCGCCCCAGAAGUCUUUGAAGGCAAGCGGUAUACGGGACCGGAAAUAGAUAUAUGGAGCCUCGGUGUAGUGCUAUACGUGUUAGUUUGCGGGGCACUUCCUUUCGACGGCUCUACUCUACAAUCGUUGAGAGAUAGGGUGCUCUCGGGACGAUUUAGGAUACCCUACUUCAUGAGUGAAGAAUGCGAGUCACUCAUCCGUAAGAUGCUAGUCCUGGAACCAAUGAAGCGAUACACUAUUGAGCAGAUAAAGAAACAUAGAUGGAUGUCGACAGAGCCCUACGUGGUUCCAACCAUAUCUGGAGAUCCAAUGAGGAGUCCGGCACAUGUGGCUCAUAGCAAUGAACCCAACGAGCAAGUGCUACGGCUUAUGCAAAGCUUGGGUAUCGAUCCUGUUAAAACUAAGGAGAGCCUUCGGUCGAACAGUUACGACCACCACGCGGCCAUCUACCUGCUGCUCCUGGAGCGGCUGAGAGCCAGGGCCAGCCUCAGUGAGCGAAGACCCACACGCAGACCCUCCUCAGUCGCGGACCAGGCGCUGGCGAGGGACCUUCAGGAUCGGCGGGAGCAUCAUAAUAGAUUACUACACAGCGGCGAACAGAGGGACUUCAACAGACCAAACAUGCCUGCAACUUCUGACUCUACUUCAGAAACUCAGCGUCUUUUAUCCCUUGCCGGGGUCAACAUGACCGAGCAAAGACUGCUUCAGAGAAAUUCUGACCCCUCCGACACACACAGAAGUUUCCUAGUCAACGACCGAUCGCACGAAUCUGAUUCCACAAGACUUCUCUCUAUGAGAAACGUCGACGUGGCACAAUCGAACCAACGGCUAGGAACCAAGCUCAACGAUACUCCCACGCAUAAACUUCUCACUUCAACGUAUGAGCAACAACAAAACAUUCUAAAACAGUCCAGUGAAGAUUGCCGACGGCUUUUGCAACAGUCGACGACAGUUGGCCCUGAUCCCAAGACAGCAGACGGAAGGUUAUUAACAUCGUCCAGCUUCGAUUCCAAAUGUGCUAUUGAUUGCGGAAGAACGUCUGCAGCUGAUAAUAGUGCAAUUGCAAAUUUUCUCCAAAACUCCGCUUCGGCAACUAAUUUCAAUUUAGAUUCCAUGAAGAUGCCUAAUUCCACUACCUUCACCAUGUGCUCCGAAGCUGCGAAACUUAUGAACACAUUGCAGCAGUCCCCCUUACCCCUCAAGGGCACUGUAAAUUUAAGCACUAGCCCGAUUCCGUCUCAGUUUACUGAUACUAAACUGAGUAGUGUGUUAGAACAGCCGAAACCCCUUGAAUCGAGUAGGCUCGUCGCCGCCCAAGAUAUGAAUAGGUUACAAACGAGCACACCGCCAUUUAAAGACUACAUAAAUCAUAUUCCCUCUUACUCGUACCUACAAAAUACCUUGCCACAAAUGCCUGCCGAAAGUAACUUGUCAGCUGCCAGUGAACUUUACCAGAAUACUCUAUACAGACCUGAUAGUAAAUUCUCUUUAAAUAGAUAUACAACCGGACAAACGUAUACCCAGGCCCUGCCCGGAACAUCAACUGAUGCGACAAAAUUUCAGCAGCAAUAUUCCUCCUCCACAGACGAAGGUUGCGAAACAGAUAUGGAGGAUGUGAACGCUUCAAGCGGAGUCCAAAACAGAUUAAGUUCCUACGCUAGUUCAAGCUCCAGCAGCGGUGUAGUAACUUUUUUUAACAAUAAGAGUCUAAGUCAAAAUUUGAGUUGUGAUUCAUCGCAGAGCAACUUCUCUGCGUUCGAAAGUAUCGACUAUCAACUAUCAGAUUGCUCGAGUGAACUUGCUAGCAGUUUACCAAGUUGUACGUCAAACGAGGACAGACUGUCGUACGAGAACAGCUCUCUCGUAAAUACGAGUCCAAUGCAUCCAUGUGUUUAUAUAUCGUCGUACAAUAAUAAAACGGCCGGCACCGGAUUUAUAGCGCGACAUAAUCCUCUUAACUACCAAUCCACUAAUAAAAGUUGUCCUCGAGCAAUUACUCGGAGUCCGGUCGAUUUUAGAGAAGGUCGACGAGCGAGUGAUGGGUUAGUGGCACAACAAGCCGCACAACCCGACGAAGCCCAAAAAAAUAGUUUGGCAUUCAACAGUCAAAAAUUAAAUGAGAAUUGCAAAGCGAAAGGUGUUCUAGAAUUGCAUUUGGUACAAAAAGAGGCUCAGAAACUGAAAACUCAGUACCAAUCGACGAUACCAGCCGAGGAAAUGACGCAGCGGCAAAUUCAGCAUAAUCAAUUCGCCGCUUCGUUCACUACAUACUUAAAUACCAAAAAUCCAACACCAAAGCGAAUUAGUCUACCUGAAUCCUUCAAUUACUCGAGCACGUCACCCCCGAUGCCGGCAAGUCCGAAAAUGGUUGCUCAAUUGCAAGAGAAUUCUGAGUUGUCACACGGCGUGUCUGUUUCUCAAGUCAGCAAGCCGCCUUUGCAACAACAGCUCAUGCAACACAGACUUUUCCAGCAAAAACGUCAGUUGCUUCAAAAGCAAAUGACUCCACCAAAUGUUCCCGUUCACGAAAUGACCGCUCUACAUAAUAUACAAGUCGGUUUAAGCAGGCGGCAGAUGCUUCGCCAACAAAGCUAUAAAAUUGCCCAACAGCAACCGGUCUUACCACCCUUACCUUUGACUGAAUCUGAGAGCAGAGAUUUACUAGCAUUUCAGGCAAUAGUGGAAGACCCUAACAGAGUGAAGCACAAGGUUGAGGACGAAGAAGAAGCAAAAUUUUCGUACCAAGGUUCAAUGGAAAUAAAUAUAAUGAAGGAUAGAUUGGGUAACGAGAAUUGGUCCAAUUUGCCAUCUAGUCUUCAAACCGCCUGUCAGAUUUCCGAGCUGUCGAGGCGUGAGGUGAAAGACUCUCAAGAAGGAGAAAGUUCCUUGGACGCUCCACUGUGGCAAGGACAAUGGAAUGCCUCACUGUUUCCACCACAGACUUGCUUUCAGCCCAGCUGGCAAGGCCAUAGUCUACCGCCCAACACCAAUAUGUUACCGCUUAGUGAAAGUCCGAUUCUGGAACUUACUGAACAAAUGGAGUCAAUAUAAAGUAUAAUUUUUGUAGACUUAACUCUGCAGUUUUCUAUUAGCAAUCGCUGUUUAGGAGUGGACAAAGACAAUAUGCUAAGACUAGCUAUAUUAUCGCUUUUCUGUUGUCUAUUUAUACAAGUUCAUUGGCAAAUAAGCUCGAGCGAGUAAGGUUCGCACCAUACAAAAGUUACAUACCUAGUCUAAGGCUAAUAUUCAGACGGGCCUUAGUGUAUUUUCAAAACAAGACCUAUCCAUUUUUUUCUGAAUUGUUACUGUUAGCGUUAGGGAGUGUUCAAGUAUUACGUAACGUAU
Molecule: messenger RNA, 4349 nt
Organism: Pieris napi
Lineage: Eukaryota; Metazoa; Arthropoda; Insecta; Lepidoptera; Pieridae
Gene: Sik2
Product: serine/threonine-protein kinase SIK2
Exons: 10
Coding region: 450-4055 (1201 amino acids)
Biological process (GO): protein phosphorylation; intracellular signal transduction; microtubule cytoskeleton organization
Cellular component (GO): cytoplasm
Molecular function (GO): protein serine/threonine kinase activity; ATP binding; tau-protein kinase activity
Source: RefSeq, a predicted model, not a curated record